Messenger RNA from Anopheles nili, 2065 nucleotides. Its product is annotated as zinc finger protein jing. The coding region runs from base 11 to 2065 and encodes 684 amino acids. Gene Ontology annotation, molecular function: DNA-binding transcription factor activity, RNA polymerase II-specific; RNA polymerase II cis-regulatory region sequence-specific DNA binding. Gene Ontology annotation, cellular component: nucleus. The record is from RefSeq and is a predicted model, not a curated record. The transcript is spliced from 3 exons. NCBI's taxonomy places the organism in Eukaryota, Metazoa, Arthropoda, Insecta, Diptera, Culicidae. Gene Ontology annotation, biological process: regulation of transcription by RNA polymerase II.
CUGAAUCAAAAUGGCUCUACUUACGCCAACAACACCCUCUUCGGCGUUAACCGGUCCCAGUGAGCUUUGUGUGACGGCGAGUUUGAAAUCGUUCGAUCUGAAACACGGUUUCUGUCUUCCUGACGACACCAUGGACGUUUGUUACGGUGCAGUUCCGUACGGAUUAAACGAGCCAAAGCUCGAUCAGACAUUCUCCGUUGGUUCCGAGUGUGGUCAGGCCGGUUAUACACCUAUUUCAGCUCCACCGACGUUCGGAUUCACCGGAUGCAGUGAUUUCACACCAGCAGGCCAGUUCCAGCAGCCACAGGACGUGUACAAACAACCGACCGGGUUCUAUCCAACUCCACCGAAAGGAGAUGAUCUGUUCUUUAAGUUCGACCCCGAGUACAUCGAACGGCUGCAAUCUUCAUCAAGCAUUCUGCUUUCACCAGCGGCCACUGUUGCCUCGACACCGCUCACCUGUCACAGCCUGCUGAGUUGUGCGAGUAGCUGCACCACAACGACAGACUACUACAACUACAAUGACACGAACUGUCAGUCGAAGAACCAGUCCCCGUGUUCGUCGCCAUUUACCGGUGAUCCUUGGAUUGAAAGUGGCUUCUCGCUGAAUAUGAUGAACCUCAACGGGAGUGGUGAAUCCGUUGGACGUAACUCGCCUAAACGGAACAACGUCGAGAUGAUGGUCUGCAACGACUCUCCGGUGGGCAAUGGGACCUGCACAACACUGCCUUCGAUUCGGAGUGCCUUUGGUGGUGCCAUAAAUGGGCAGUUUGAGGGUGUGAGUUCGGUUGGAAAAUCAACCACCGAACCGGCGGUGAACUACAUGAUGGACUUCUUCGAUACCUCGUUUUUGGAGCAGUACGGCAACCGAUCUGGCAACUGUUGCGGAACUACGUCAGACACCUGUACGGAACCAGCGCCGGCAGGAUCAGACGCGUACAGUUACGCGUCAGAAAACUACUUCAAACCCACCCAAGCCACGGAAAAGCCAAACCGCGAGUUUAAGGACAUCUGGCGAGAAGACGACACACCAGAACCAUCAGUUCCGUUGGGUACGUUGCUAAGCACGAAACAGGAACCACUAGAACCGACGGACGAACUGGUCACCGACCCGGAGGAGUUGUUCUCAGCAACCUGCCCCAGAUCGUGCCUCUGGAGCGGCUGCAACAUGGAACUGAUCGGCCAACAGCAGCUGGUGGAACACAUCGAAAAGCAGCACGUGGAACCGAAGCGUGGCGAAGUGUUUGGCUGCCAAUGGCUCCACUGUCCUCGCCAGCAUCGACCCUUCAAUGCCCGGUACAAGCUGCUGAUUCAUAUGCGCGUGCACAGUGGCGAAAAGCCCAACAAAUGCCCGUUUCCCAGCUGCAGCAAGGCGUUCUCGCGGUUGGAAAAUCUGAAAAUCCACCAACGUUCGCAUACGGGCGAGCGACCGUACAACUGCCAGUUCCAGGGUUGCUUGAAGGCGUUCAGCAACAGCUCGGAUCGUGCCAAGCAUCAACGCACGCACUACGAUACGAAACCGUACGCCUGCCAGCUUCCCGGAUGUAGCAAACGUUACACGGAUCCUUCCAGCUUGCGCAAACACGUCAAGAACCACGGCGCUCGUCCUGCGGAGGUGACAAUGCGCAACAAAGUGGCACUCCCGCAGGAUGCACCUGCAGGACGUCGGCAUUCGGAACCAUCUAUGCCGACGGAUCUAGCGGAUCCUUCGUGUGGAGGCUUCGAAGUGACCGAUGCUCUUCAUAAACCCUCGAAUUUGGCGCAAGAGAAUGUGCCUAAUUCGUUCUCGGUGCAACGCCGACCAACGAUGGAUGACUUCAACGACUUGUCCAGCUGUUUGGUGAAGAUUCUGCAACAACCUGCUCCGGUGGUUGCCGAUGGCAAUGGAAGCGAGCUCGAGAACAAUCGAUAUUUGAUGGAAAAUUUGGGCCUUUCGUUUGAAAAUGACGCGUCUUAUGCCACGGAUGAUGGAGAAGGAUGUGCCAUGCUUGAGGCCGAUAUGAACGGUGGAAAAGGAUUGCCAUCGUUCGCGAGCGAGUUCGAUUAUUUCGGCACAGUUGUAUGA